AUGAAUCUCCCUAUUUUGACUGCAGUCCUUCUUGGACUUAUCCUGACUCCAGGCCAUGCUGAUCAUCAUCAACAGACUGAAGUAAGCAAGAAAAUCUCCUUUGGUGGAGGCUACCAACUUAUGACCAUCAAUAGGAGAUGGCUCGUGGCAAGUAUUGAGCAAAAGAUCAACCAUCGGUCCUGGAAAACCAUCUGGAACUAUGACACAGGUUUUAUGGCAACCAAAGUGCUGCCAGAGAAAGCUUGCUACCUUUCCAUAAUGAACAGAACAGAGAUGCCCAGCUUUGACGCACUCCCUCAGCUGGCUGCAGACAUCAGGAACCAGAAUCGUCCAAGACCCCCGUCAAAGGAGAUCACAUUCACCCUUGUCAAGAGAGUGAUUCGUGACCUUGAAUCAUAUGGACCAGACACCUUCUCUGUGUGCAGAGGACUCUCAACUUAUGUGGCUUACGAAGUUCACGGACCACAAUUCAGUCUCGGAUCAUGCAUCAAACUUGAUGUCCUUCAAUAUUUGGCUCUCACGUACUGCCAUAAUGAUAACUUUGUGUAA
Messenger RNA from Catharus ustulatus (Swainson's thrush), 549 nucleotides. It is a transcript of the gene GKN1, whose product is annotated as gastrokine 1. The record is from RefSeq and is a predicted model, not a curated record. Lineage: Eukaryota; Metazoa; Chordata; Aves; Passeriformes; Turdidae. The transcript has 6 exons. Gene Ontology annotation, biological process: regulation of cell population proliferation. The coding region runs from base 1 to 549 and encodes 182 amino acids.